CGAGAGCAGAAUUGAUCUGAUCAUGAAAGAUUUACAUGAGUCUGGAAUCUGGAUUGGAUUGCCGUCAAUUGGUAAUUAACUCGAAGAUGACAAAAGAAGUUUUUGAGCACUAGAGAGUUAUAGUUGUGAUGCGGCCAUCUCCAGAUUAUAGACUUAUCUAAUGUCCCGGGACAAGGACCCUCACCUAAUUUUGGAGACAAAGAGAUGAGAAAUGAAAAAGGUGUACUCUUGUUCUACGAGCUAGGCACCGUCGAAAGGAAUAUGUUUUGAAAUUCCCAUAACAUCAUAAUAUGGCACAUUGCGAUUGGUACGUUACGAACCAGUGCAUAUAAAAGAAUAUGUGCUUGUAGGUAAGAUAUCUGCAGGAAAAGGUUUAACGAGCUAGAGGCCCAGAGAUCCGAGUCAGUUGGUUGCUGAUUACCUGACUGAUCAUGAAGGAAUCGAGACUGUUGCGGUUGAAAAGUUCUGCGGCUUCUCGACCAACUCGGUUCUAUGUUUUUGCAUAGUUACAUGGAACAUGAAUGGAAGGCUGAUUGGAGAGGAGUGGUCGGGUUGCAGGAUGUUCCAAAGCAUAAUAUUGCAAAUUUGUUGAACGAAUAUCUGAUCGAAACACAUAGAGCUACGAGUGGAUAAGUGUGCCGUUGGGGGUUGCGGCGGUCUAAUUCGUAGAAAGAAAGGAGCUGUUGGUGUUUACAUUGUCAUUAAUAGAAUUCAUAUGGUCUUCAUAUCGUGUCAUCUGUCAGCUCACGCGCAUAAUGUGAAGGAAAGGAACUCGCAAUGGAGGCAUAUCUCCUACUCACUCUUCGCAAAGAACAGAAGCCCAUAUGCUACGGCCUCUCACGUGACGGUGUGGCUCGGGGAUCUUAAUUACAGAUUGCAUGGUAUAAGCACCCUAGCUGCAAGAAGCCUAAUACACAAGAACCUUCAUAGUCUGCUAACUAGUAAGGAUCAGCUUCUACAAGAGGCCGAAAGAGGACAAGUAUUCAGAGGCUACUACUGUGAGGGGACCUUAUCAUUCAAGCCCACAUAUAAGUACAAUGUAGGAAGCAGCAACUAUGACACACAAGCUACAAGGUCAGAGUACCUUUCGUGGACGGAUAGAAUCUUGUUCAAGAUCGACAGCUCGUCCGGGAUCGAUGCGGUGCUGCACUCAUAUGAGUCACAAGAUCAGAGUAGUAGCUCCCACCGCAAGCCAGUGAAAGCUCACCUCUGUUCAAGACUGAACAACUAAUCUGUUGAUGGAAUCCUCUUUCUAUGAAGGCUUGCAGCAGCAGACUGACAGAUUCAAAUAUCUGAGAAGAAAAAAAAUUCAAAUUUUUGCAGUCCAGAAAGUCGAAUCAGAAGCUCAAUCCAAUCACAAUCUGUUUUAAUUUCCUACAAAUAUGUAGAAGUGUAUGACCAAUUUGUGAAGUUUAAUCCUAAAAGACGCGACAAACACUGUUUGAUUCAA
Molecule: messenger RNA, 1450 nt
Organism: Ananas comosus (pineapple)
Lineage: Eukaryota; Viridiplantae; Streptophyta; Magnoliopsida; Poales; Bromeliaceae
Product: type IV inositol polyphosphate 5-phosphatase 11-like
Exons: 6
Coding region: 716-1231 (171 amino acids)
Biological process (GO): response to abscisic acid; phosphatidylinositol dephosphorylation; response to jasmonic acid
Cellular component (GO): plasma membrane
Molecular function (GO): phosphatidylinositol-3,4,5-trisphosphate 5-phosphatase activity; phosphatidylinositol-3,5-bisphosphate 5-phosphatase activity
Source: RefSeq, a predicted model, not a curated record